UGUAAUGCUGAUCAUACUCAAAAAUGAUCAUCUCUACUCAUGGAUGUUCAAUCAGAAAAACCGAAUUAUUUCUGUUAUGGAAAAUUCUGUCACGAACAUUCUUUCAAGAGAUCCUGUCUUUUUCUUUUCCUUUUCAUUUUCUUUAUACUUGUACUUGUAGGAAUAGCUACAUUGAUCAUUGUCUUUGUCAUAAAGCCUAAAAGCCCGGUUUUUAGCCUCCAAUCAGUGAGGCUUGAUUUAUAUGAGCUCAAUCCUUAUUUGGGCUCAACUCUUUUCAUUUCAUCUGUCAUUACUUUGACUCUGAAUGCUCAAAAUCCUAACAAAGUUGGGAUUAGAUAUAGCCCUUCUCAGCUUCAUGUCUAUCACGAAGGACUGCCUAUUGGAUCAAUUCGAGUUCCGGGGUUUCUACAACCUGCUUGCAGCUAUAACAUGACUGUGCCAACGAGGGUUUUGUUUCAGUCUGUGAACGUCAGCCAUAUCCUUGCUGUGGCCUCAAUGCAAGAGAAUUCUAAGAAAAACAUGAUUCAGAUGAAAAUAAUGGGUGAUGUUAAGACUCACUUGUUGGCAUUUCAUAUAACCCUGUUAAAGAUUAAGGUUGCCUUGGAAUGUGACAUAGACGUUGAUGUUAAACAGCUUUCGAUCCAAACUGAAGUUUCAAGAAUAAAAAGAGUGAAUGAUCACAUGGCAUCCUUAUUUCCUACCAGUGCUCAGACCAUCUUCAGAAAGUGCGCAUUAGCUUUUUACAUCUAAGGUGGCCAUUUCACGUCAACUGAACUGUAUCGUUACAUUCACAAACGUUUAGUGCUUGUCACAAUCAAUCAUUUAAUUUAUGCAUAUCGGCUACAUAUAAAAAAGUAUGGUUUAAAUGAUUAUUAGGAGUUUAUAAAGUAGGUCAUUUUUCUGUUUCUAAGUGGAGAACGUUCAUGCAUUUGAUUCAUCUAUGUUUCACAUACAGAUUUAUAUACGCUCUUCAUUUUUGACUUUUUAUGUAAUGGUAAGUGCCUCCGCCAUUCAUGGCCUGUUGUAUAUUUUCAUUACCUGUAUUCAUUUCACAACAUAACAUACCACAAUCAACAGAGGAAUCAAUCUAUUGCAUGAAACAACACGAAAAUAGAUGAAGAGAACAUCAAUGACAACUGCAAUAUAUAAUUGGUGGCAGAUUGGUUUUAAUGAAUUCUAUGAUCUUUACAUGCUUUGGAGUAGCUUAAGAGACUCUUGUACAAGUCUCGGGUUGUGGUGACAGAAUUGGAAUUUAUGUAAUAAGAAUAUUUAUAAGUAGGAACAUAAUAUUAUUGGUACAAAAUUCAAAAACUUGCUUCCUAAAAUGCGAUCCAAGUAACCAUAUGUCUCAAAUGUUGGCAAUGGUAUUGGGAAUUUCCAAUUAGUGGAAAAGUAGAGGCAACAACAAGUGCUUAGCUUUUUAGGUAGGUGUCUAGUCUCCAGGCUAUGUUUGAUUUGUAUUGCUACAGUUUUGAUCAACAUUUUCUCGAGGGCACUAAAUAAAAUACCAAGCUUGAUGUCGUUUGACACAAACU
This is a messenger RNA of Humulus lupulus (European hop), 1535 nucleotides long. Its product is annotated as NDR1/HIN1-like protein 10. The coding region runs from base 40 to 750 and encodes 236 amino acids. NCBI's taxonomy places the organism in Eukaryota, Viridiplantae, Streptophyta, Magnoliopsida, Rosales, Cannabaceae. The record is from RefSeq and is a predicted model, not a curated record. Gene Ontology annotation, cellular component: plasma membrane. The transcript is spliced from 3 exons.